CCCUCACUACGUUCUGCACCCCUUUAUGCUUUGACAUCAGCUGUUCUGCCUACAGAGCAGAGGCAUCCGGCUGGAAGACGCACAGGCGCCUGAAUCCGCUUUAUUAUGCUGCUUUUAUUAAUAGUCGCGGGCCUCGGAGUGGUGUCGCUACUGGUGAUCCUAUUUGCACCGCACAUAAGGAAAUACGCAGCAGGAGGAGUGUGUCAGUCCUCAGCUGAUCUGCAUGGGAAGACAGUCCUCAUCACUGGAGCCAACACAGGGAUCGGGAAGGAGACGGCCCUGGACCUGGCGAUGCGAGGGGCUCGGGUGAUCAUGGCAUGCCGAGACAUAGACAAGGGAGAGGAGGCAGCGGACAGUAUACGAGCUGCGUAUCCCAAAGCACAAGUGGAGGUUCGGGAGCUCGACCUCGCAGACACCUGCUCGAUACGAGCCUUCGCACAGAAAUUCCUCAGAGAGGUCAACCAUCUUCAUAUCCUCAUCAACAACGCUGGCGUGAUGAUGUGCCCCUACACAAAAACAAUCGACGGCUUUGAGAUGCAUAUCGGAGUCAAUCACUUGGGACACUUCCUGUUGACGUCCCUCCUGAUCGGGCAGCUGAAGCGCAGUGCGCCGGCCCGGAUCGUGGUCGUCUCAUCUCUGGCACACAACUUCGGCUGGAUCCGUUUCCACGACCUUCACAGCCAGGGGAGCUACAACAGUGGAUUAGCGUACUGCCAGAGCAAACUGGCAAAUGUGCUGUUCGCCAGAGAGCUGGCACGCAGACUCAAAGGUACCAAUGUGACAGUGAACUCAGUCCACCCGGGGACGGUGAACUCCGACCUGACCAGACACUCGACUCUCAUGACGAUAUUCUUCACCGUCUUCUCCGUGUUCCUAAAAACGCCACGGGAAGGAGCACAGACCAGCAUCUACUGCGCCGUGGCGGAAGAGCUGCACUCAAUCUCUGGGAAACACUUUAGUGACUGCGCCCCUGCCUUCGUAGCCCCUCAGGGAAGAAGCGAGGAGACAGCGAGGAGACUGUGGGACGUCAGCUGUGAGCUUCUUGGCAUCGAGUGGGACUGAUUCAACUUUCAGCCCCCUCCUCCUCCUCCUCCCCCCAUCUAUCUCAGUUCUCAAAGGAAUCCUUCUUCUUUAAGUUACCAUUCAUUUCAUUAUGGUUUUGAUGUUAUGUACUUUGAACAUCUCUUACCUAUUAAGCAGUCAGGUUAUACUGUAAGAGGUAACUAUAAUGUGAAGUUGCUUUUUUGUGAAAUAAUGCAGUAUUACAUUAUAAUAACUUGAGUGCUUUUGGUGUCCCUCAACAGCUCUUUAAAACCCCAAAAACCACUCAACUGUAUUAUCAUGUAACCACAAAUAACUUUUUUGACUCUAUAUGUUUGUGACACAGUGUGAAUACAGUGUAGGCAAAAAAGCAACUUGAUGUAUCGUAACGCUGUAGGAUACUGUGAAGGGUCAAGCCAGGGUAAACGACCAGCAUCUUUAUCAAGGGUUUUUUCUUCAUCCCUCCAGAAUUUGCAGCUAAAUUGCUUGACUUUUUGUGCCAGCAUUUCUAAACAACUGCAGGGGUUCUUACAGUGUUUCCAGGUUGAAUUAAAAAUUAGUAAAACUAUCGAAGAUCAGCACUGGUCUGAGCCAUGAUUACCGCUUGAAUUGCAUAGAUGUAUUUUGUGAUAAUUGUACUCAACGUAGAUUAUAAGAGGGUCUUUUCUAUUAUAACCAAAUCAGAGCUAGAAUUACGUCAUUGCAAUAUUUGCAAUGAUUUUUUUUUCCAUCUGCAUUCCCAAAUCUGCACAUUCCUGCAACAAAUACAGUUUUACAUUAAUACAGAUCUCCCUCCUCACUUUUCCAUCUCAGCAUUUACAUGCAAGGUUGCCAAGAGUUUACAUUCUGUGUUUUAUACAAGUUAAACAUGCCUUUUACUAAACUUACAUUCAUGUUAAGAGUUGAAUGUUUACAACUGAUGUAAAUAAACAGGAAUAUUACUAUAA
Molecule: messenger RNA, 1988 nt
Organism: Acanthopagrus latus (yellowfin seabream)
Lineage: Eukaryota; Metazoa; Chordata; Actinopteri; Spariformes; Sparidae
Gene: rdh12
Product: retinol dehydrogenase 12
Exons: 7
Coding region: 106-1062 (318 amino acids)
Source: RefSeq, a predicted model, not a curated record